Molecule: messenger RNA, 1273 nt
Organism: Cannabis sativa
Lineage: Eukaryota; Viridiplantae; Streptophyta; Magnoliopsida; Rosales; Cannabaceae
Product: nicotinamidase 1
Exons: 5
Coding region: 301-1053 (250 amino acids)
Biological process (GO): pyridine nucleotide salvage
Molecular function (GO): nicotinamidase activity
Source: RefSeq, a predicted model, not a curated record
AAGUCAAGAGUAGGAGAGGACUCAGAUUUGGUAAUUGGUGUCGGGUAAUCGAGGGACCCAAUGUAGGUUUGCUGUGAUACUUUUGGCCAGCUUCCAUUUUUAUUCUCACCAUUCAAAGUCUUCUGAGAGCCAAUGGUUUCUUUCUUUUUUGUUUUUUUUUUUAAAUGAACCCAAUGGUUUCUUUUAAAGGGUUCUUAAAGACGUGUGAGAGUUGAAUUUUGAAGGGUUUUUUUUUCUUCAAUCUAAUAUUUAUUGGGAGGAAAAUUUGUUGUCUUAGAAGCAAUAGCAAGAGCGAGCAAGAUGGAAAUGGCUUCGAAGACGAUUGAUUUGCUUCAGGACGAGCUUCCCGUUAAGCAAGAACCCUUUAUCAUAUCUGGGGAUGUUAAAACUGGUCUUGUCCUUGUCGAUAUCGUCAAUGGCUUCUGUACAGUCGGAGCUGGAAAUAUGGCGCCUAGAUUCCCCGAUAAGCAGAUCUCUGAAAUGGUGGAUGAGUCAGCGAGACUCGCCAGAGCUUUCUGCGAGAGAAAAUGGCCUGUUUAUGGUUUCUUGGACUCCCAUGAUCCAAACGUUCCUGAACAUCCUUACCCUCCUCAUUGUUUUGCCGGAACCCACGAAUCAAAACUAGUUCCAGCUUUACAAUGGUUAGAGAAUGAAUCUAAUGUCACGCUUAGAUGCAAAGAUUGUAUUGAUGGGUUUCUUGGCUCAAUUGAAAAAGAUGGCUCCAAUGUUUUUGUCGAUUGGGUUAAGAAUAAUCAAAUUAAAGCGAUUUUGGUGGUGGGGAUAUGUACAGAUAUAUGUGUACUAGACUUUGUAUGUUCCACAUUGUCUGCAAGAAAUCGUCGGCAUCUUCCUCCCCUUGAGGAUGUGAUUGUGUAUUCUCGUGGCUGUGCCACUUAUGAUAUCCCAGUUCAUGUGGCAAGAACAUCCAAGGAUCUAAUAUCUCACCCUCAGAAUCUAAUGCAUCACAUAGGCCUUUACAUGGCCCAAGGAAGAGGAGCAAAGGUGGUGUCUGAAGUUUUAUUUGAUCAAGACAAACAAAAGAACCAUUAUUAAAAAGAUACGUACUUUGUUUGUUUUCUCCUCUCUUACAAAUAAAAGUAAGGCAUCUUAAAGUUAGUCUUGGUUAAAUAUCAAUAAUAUAGAAGCUUGUCGUUAUUGUUUGAUCUGAAUUUUAUGUAAAUAUGGAAUUUGAUCUUUGUAAAAGUGUCCGCGAUAAAUCUUGUAUUGAUCCCUUUUUCUUUAAUAAAAAUUACUACAUGGGAAUUAUUGGAAA